Molecule: messenger RNA, 2331 nt
Organism: Protopterus annectens (West African lungfish)
Lineage: Eukaryota; Metazoa; Chordata; Ceratodontiformes; Protopteridae
Gene: TTYH2
Product: tweety family member 2
Exons: 14
Coding region: 161-1762 (533 amino acids)
Cellular component (GO): plasma membrane
Molecular function (GO): intracellularly calcium-gated chloride channel activity; volume-sensitive chloride channel activity
Source: RefSeq, a predicted model, not a curated record
UUGGGCUUGUUUGUCUGUUAACAUCCCAACUGCUUCACUGAAGCAUCCCGCAUGAUUUCUGCUGCUUUGGUUCUAGUUACCUACUAGCUAACUCGGAUGUUGACUUUUGAUUUCAGAUUUGUUUCAUUUUUUUUGUAAUUUAAUUAUUGUUUUGGAAAUCAUGUCCGGCGCAAGAGUAGAUUACAUCGCCCCUUGGUGGACUUACUGGCUUCAUAACUUCCCUCACAUCAAUCUUAGCUUUCAGACCGUGGACAACACCUUCAGUCCUAAGGACAACAAUUACCUGCAGUCCUUGAUUUUCCUGGCAAUUAUUGCAGCCAUCUGUCUGGGUUUCAACUUGCUUUUUCUGUUGGUGUACUUAACAUGCCUGUGCUGCUGUAAGAAAGGAGAAGCAGAAGAAACAAAGAAGUCGCCUUCCUCCUGCUUUGUCUGGAUAGCAGUAUUUGCUGGAUUGGUCUGCUGUACUGCUGUGGGAAUUGGCUUCUAUGGAAAUAGCGAAACCAAUGAUGGAGUCUACCAGUUGACAUAUUCCCUCAAUAAUGUAAAUCACAUGCUUAAAGAGAUUGAUAGCCAGGUAUCUACCACAACUUCUAACAUGCAAGUGGGCUUAAAGGAACAUCUAGCCCGCCUGGAUGAGCUCUUUGCCAGACAAGUGCAGUACAUAAAGACAUUGACAUUUGUUCAGCAAAUGGCAAGUAACAUCCUGCAACAACUGUCUGGGUUACCCAACUGGCAAAAUAUCAUCAAGAACCUGGCUGAAGUUACUGAUCAGAUCAGUCGCAUUGAGUACUACAGGUGGCUGUCCUACCUCCUCCUGCUCAUCCUUGACCUUAUAAUUUGUCUUGUAGCCUUCCUUGGUCUGGCAAAGCAUAAAAGGUGGCUACUGACAAUAAUGAUAUGCCUAGGGCUUCUAAGUCUCGCUUUGAGCUGGGCUUCUUUGGGUGUCGACACUGCUGCAGGUGUGGGUACCAGUGACUUCUGUGUGGCUCCAACUACAUUCAUCACAAACUUGACUUCCAUUGAUGUCAGCUCAGCUGUGGUGCACUAUUAUCUUUAUUGCAGCCAAGGCAUGGUCAACCCCUUCCAGCAGGCACUAACCACCUUCCAGAGAUCCUUGACUACAAUGCAAAUCCAAAUCCAAGGCCUGCUGACGUUUGCUGUACCCCUGAUUCCUGCUGCAAAGAAGGAACUUCUUGGAAUCCAGCAGCUACUGAACCAGUCUGAGACCAGCCUUCACCAACUUACUGCACUGAUGGACUGCAGAGGACUUCACAAGGAUUACCUGGAUGCUCUUAUCGGAGUGUGUUAUGAUGGUGUGGAGGGAUUACUAUACCUCGCUUUGUUUUCUCUGCUUACUGCGGCUGCUUUCACCACAAUGGUAUCCAGCAUCUCUCACGUGUGGAAGAAUUUUGCACUCGGGGACCGUAAUUAUGAUGACAUUGAUGAGGAAGACCCUUUCAACCCUCAGGCACGGAGGAUUGCAGCCCACAAUCCUAACAGAGGACAGAUGCACAGCUUUUGUAGCUACAGCAGCAGCUUAGGCAGCCAGACCAGCCUUCAUCCACCAGCACAAGCCGUCUCAAAUGCACCUGUCUCAGAAUACAUGAAUCAGGCUAUGCUGUUUGGUGGAAAUCCUCGCUAUGAGAAUGUCCCACUUAUCGGAAGAGGCUCCCCUCCACCUACAUACUCUCCAGGCAUGAGAGCCACAUAUCUUACUAUGACUGAUGAACAACAGAGACAAUACAGGAAUGAAGUUCAAUAACUGCAGUGCUGUCUUUAUUUACCUCCUGUUACAAACAUGAAGAGGAGCAAACAUUUUUUAAUUGAUUCCAAAGGCCCUGUCAAAGAGUGACUGAAAACUACCUUUCCCUGUACAGGGACUUUUAUAAAAACAAGCAGCAUAGCAUGCUGUGCUGAAAAGCAAAGGUACUAAAGCUAAACAACUUCAAGUUGGGACUGUCCCGCCAAGUCUUCCUGUUUUAUAUACUGACGCCUGAAGGAAAAGUAAAAUGGUGACUUGUUCCUUUGUGUAGCCAGCAGCAUCUACACACACACACACACUCACUCACUCACUCACUCACUCACUCACUCACUCACUCACUCACUCACUCACUCACUCACUCACUCAAUGAAUGCCAGCUGCCUGUCUGAAAUACGUGUUGAGUAUUUUCCAUUGUUUCAAAUUGUAAGAUUUAGUAUGUAAUGGGACCAAUUGUUAAUGUAUGUGAUGUACAAGAAGAGACUGAGAUUUAUUUUGUUUUUUUUUUCAACAAGCAUGUGUGCAAGUACUCAAAUGCAUUAUGAAAAAUACAUUUCUUGUUAAAAAAGUUA